AUGGUAGAUGAAAAGAGACAAAAGCAAAAUGGUAAACUGUUUGAAGGCCAAUCAUGGCCUGAAUACACGUUGAUAACCAGAAAGACUCCCCGGCGUCGGCGCACGCUCGGCGGCUGGCGGCGGGAACGCGCGGCGGGCCGGGCGCGCCCGCGCCCCCGCCCCCGCGGGUCCGACCGCCGCACGCCAGCGGCGCCCUCUCGGCCGCGCACACUCACACUCGCACGCACACGCUCCUCCGGCCCCGCCAUGUUCCGGGAGGCGGCGGCAGCCCAGCCCCGACAGCCGCGGCGCCGGGGACAAGCUCGAAACCGCGCCCCUCCUUCCUCCUUUCCUGUCGCCACGCCCCCCUCACCCGUACGGACCCGAGGCAAGGCCGGCGCAGGAGGCUUCACCCCCGGAACGAGUGCCUCGGCGUGGCCGUCGCUGUCGUUGUCUUCGUCGCCGCUGCAACCGCCUGUAACGCCGCCGGAGCCGGGCUUGAAAACAUCUCCGGUCUCGGUCCGUCUCUCACCACAGCCUCCUCGCUCCCAGGACAGCGUCGCCCCGCAAUUGGCUGCGACGCGAGCACGUGACACCCGCGGACACGUGACUACCGCGGGCACGGGACGGGCGGCGUGACCGCCCCGCCCCCCGGCGCCCGCCCCUCCUGCUGCUCAGCCAGGCUCCGCGAGCCGCAGGGCGGGGAAGCGAGACGUACCAAGCGGCAGGCGGCGGAGGGUUGCGGGCCGGAACUCCGCCCUUCGUGCUGGUCGGUCUCCACGCCCCACUCGGGCUAGUGUCACCGCCUCCCCGCCGCAGACAGCAUCCGACAAAGGAGGGGGAAAUCAAAGGCUGGGCGAAGAGGUAGGGCAGGCGCCGCUGACGCUGCUGGGCAAGCGGGCUCUGCAGUAGCAUUUGUGGCGACCGUGGCAGUGGCUGUGACUGGAAGCUUCUGGAAAUGGCGGCGGCGAUGAAGACCCCCACAUAGGGUAUUCACCUGUUAUUUUUACACGGGGUGGGUGGACGAGCGUGAUCCAACUCAGGCAAAAUGACGCUGCGACCGCAGCCCGAGUACUAGGCGAAGUUCCCCCGCUCAGCCGGCGGCGGCCGCCUGGCCCCGCACCAAGCCGGAGAAGCUGUACCUGCGCCCAGAGCCCGCGGCCUCCUGCCUCAGGUGGGGCCCUGGGCCCUGCCCCGAAAGCGCGGUAGCGUGCACCUGCCCUGGGACCUGAGGAUCUAGAGCGCGUCCCCUCCCAGCCACGCCUUCCAGUGGCCUUUUUAGAGGAAUUCAGUGCACUUUCCCACACGUAGUGUUGGGGAUUUGAGAGGGAGCUGUUGAGGUACUAGGAAGGGUGCCUGAGGAAAAUUGACCGUCGCAGCGUGGCAGCAGCGUGUACUCACUCCCUUCUGGGCGCGUGUUAUUUACGUAGAGGUUAAUCUGCAACAACAGCGUCUGUUUAUGACUUAGUGCAUGCAGUUACAAACUUAUGUUACACUGUCCUUUAACAUCUUGAUGAACUGAGGGUUCAGGUGUGAUCAUAGCAGAUGAAGUGACAUUCAGACCUGACAGGGACGGCGAGGUCCCAUCAAAUUACUAUAUAAAGCAUAAACCUGCAUUAAAGAUCAGGAGUUUUUCCUUUCCUGGGUUCCUGAUUUCUCCCACCUACAAAUCUUUAGGGUCAAAAAGACUAGAAAAAGAGCACCUUACGGCUAGAGGUGGAAUAGUGUUACAUUUAAUUUGGUUAUUUAUGAUGUGAAAUACAAAGAAAAAAAUAGUCGCCUAUGAGAAAGUCAGGAGAGCUCCAGGGUAGGACAUUUUCAUUGUUACUUUUUUGUGCCACUUGGAAAAUUAACUGUUGUUUACCUUCUCUCAAUUAAAAAAAAAAUUCUUAAAGACAUA
Molecule: messenger RNA, 1879 nt
Organism: Symphalangus syndactylus (siamang)
Lineage: Eukaryota; Metazoa; Chordata; Mammalia; Primates; Hylobatidae
Product: serine/arginine repetitive matrix protein 3-like
Source: RefSeq, a predicted model, not a curated record